Hypoxylon fragiforme is the source of this 1113-nucleotide messenger RNA. RefSeq names its product GroES-like protein. Gene Ontology annotation, molecular function: oxidoreductase activity. The record is from RefSeq and is a predicted model, not a curated record. Bases 1 to 1113 code for a protein of 370 amino acids. Lineage: Eukaryota; Fungi; Ascomycota; Sordariomycetes; Xylariales; Hypoxylaceae. The transcript is spliced from 2 exons.
AUGGCGGCCAAUGUACCAAUGGGGAUGCGCUCGCUCGUGGCGCUGAAGUACUGCUUGCCAACCAAGUGGGAAGUGGUCGAUGUGCCGGUGCCGAAGAUCAAGGGCCCCAAGGAUGUGCUGGUCAAGAUGCACGCUGCUGGCAUAUCGACGGGUGAUACGCAGAUUGCGAGAGGGGGUACGAGGUUUUUGAUCGAUGGGUUAAAGUUUCCCCAUAAGAUAGGGGUCGAAGGCGCGGGAGUGGUCGUCCAAGUCGCGUCCAAAUCCUCGCCGUUCCAACCCGGCGACGAGGUCUACGCGUUCGCCAUGAGCCGGCCGAUGGACGUGACGGCCCCGCACGGGUUCUGCUCCGAGUACGCGGUCGUGAACGAGGACCUGAUGCUGCGCAAGCCGGCCAACUGCUCCUUCGAGGACCUGUGCAACCUCGCCAGCACGGUGACCGCGUACCAGGCUAUCGAGCAAGCGCUAGAGAAAAUGCGCGAGAACGGCACGGCGGACGGGCUCGCAGGGAAAACGGUGUUCGUGCCGGCGGCGCUGAGCGCAACGGGGUCCGUCGCCAUACAGCUGCUGAAGAACGUGUACGGCGUCGGGCGCCUGCUAUCUACCGUGUCCACGCCCAAAGUCCCGCUUGUCGAGCAGCUCCUCCCGGGCCUCGUCGACCAGGUCGUCGACUACACCAAAAUGUCCAAACUGACGGACGCGAUCCCGAAGGGCACCGUGGAUCUGGUGUACAACACGAUCUUCGGCGUGCGCAGCACCUUCGCGCUCGCGAAGCCGGAAACGGGCGUCGUCGCGUCCAUAGCCAGCGUCCCCGACCCCGCACUGCUGAGAAAGAUGCUCCCGCCGCUGCCGUGGUACGCGUACGUGUUCGCGGCGCUCGCGCAGUGGCGGUACGCGUGGGCGCUGCGCGGGACAAAGGUUAGGCACUUCAUGCACUCGGGCCAGCCCUCCGUGCGGGCGGACCUCGAGCGCGCUGGAGAGUUUAUGGCGGCGGGGAAGGUUAAGUCUGUGGUGCGGGUGGUGAGGCUGGAGGAUAUUGAGGAGGUGAGGAGGGAGGCGAUGAAGGUUGCUACGGGGAAAGGGGGGGUGGGGAAGUUGGUUAUUAAGAUUGUGUAG